Molecule: messenger RNA, 2226 nt
Organism: Penicillium waksmanii
Lineage: Eukaryota; Fungi; Ascomycota; Eurotiomycetes; Eurotiales; Aspergillaceae
Product: beta-glucosidase
Exons: 4
Coding region: 1-2226 (741 amino acids)
Biological process (GO): glucan catabolic process
Molecular function (GO): beta-glucosidase activity
Source: RefSeq, a predicted model, not a curated record
AUGCAUACCCCUCUUCUUUUCUUGUCACUAUUAUCAAUUGGUGCUGGUGCAGUCCCAACCUAUGGACUCGGCACGACCUCAGGCUGGGAUUCGGCAUACACAAAAGCCCAGACAGCACUUGCAAAGCUGAGUCAAGAUGAAAAAGCCGGGAUCGUGACCGGGAUGACAUGGGAGGGUGGUCCCUGUGUGGGAAAUACCUACGCCGCCAACUCGAUCGGUUAUCCAUCGCUAUGUCUGCAAGACUCGCCGCUGGGUAUCCGAUUUGCGAAUCCAGUUACAGCAUUUCCCGCGGGUAUCAAUGCCGGCGCGACUUGGGAUCGAAGUUUGUUGUAUGCGCGUGGUGCGGCGAUGGGGGCUGAGGCUAAGGGUCUUGGUGUUCAUGUUCAGUUGGGGCCUGUGGCUGGACCGCUGGGCAAGAAUCCUGAUGGUGGGCGCAAUUGGGAGGGUUUCUCGGCUGACCCUUAUCUCAGUGGUGUUGGGAUGGAAGAGACGAUUCGUGGAAUGCAGGAUUCGGGGGUGCAGGCAUGCGCCAAACAUUGGCUUGGUAAUGAGCAAGAGGUUAAUCGUGAUACGAUUAGUUCGAACAUGGGCGAUCGUGAGACUCACGAGUUAUACGUGUGGCCAUUCAUGAAUGCGGUUAGGGCGGAUGUUGCAUCUGUGAUGUGCUCUUACAAUAAAGUCAAUGGGACUUGGGCCUGUGAGAGCGACGAGAUCCUGAACGAACUUAUGAAGAAUGAGCUCGGAUUUCGAGGGUACAUUAUGAGCGACUGGAAUGCGCAACACACUGGGGUGAACAGUGCCCUGGCCGGAUUGGACAUGACGAUGCCGGGAAGUGAUUUUAACACGCCUCGCGGCAGCAUUUUCUGGGGCUCAAACUUGGUCGAAGCCGUGUCCAAUGGCUCGGUGCCACAAUCUCGCCUUGAUGAUAUGGUCACUCGUAUCUUGGCUGCUUGGUACCUAGUCGAUCAAGACCAAGGUUAUCCGGAGGUUGCUUUUAGCUCUUGGAAUGGUGGUAAAGCCAACGUUGAUGUGACUGCUGGCCAUGCCUCUGUAGCUCGUGCCGUGGCCCGGGACUCCAUCAUUCUAUUGAAGAACGAAGCCAAGAUAUUGCCGCUUGGACGACCGGAAAGUCUGGCUAUCAUUGGGCAAGACGCUAUCGUCAAUCCUGGCGGACCUAACGCAUGCAGUGAUCGCGGUUGUGAUAAUGGGACGCUAGCAAUGGGAUGGGGAAGUGGAACUGCCGAUUUCCCAUAUCUCGUCGGCCCUCUCGAGGCAAUUCAAAAACAGGCAGACCAGCAUGGAACAAAGAUAGUCACCAGCACCACAGAUAACUUCACAGCAGGGGCAGAGGCCGCUGCCGCCGCCGAGACAGCAAUUGUCUUCAUCAACUCAGACUCAGGCGAAGGAUACAUCACAGUAGAAGGCAACGCAGGAGACCGCAACAAUCUAGACCCCUGGCACAAUGGCAACACCCUCGUACAAUCCGUCGCAGCCGCGAACAAGAACGUGAUAGUGGUCAUACACAGCGUAGGACCAGUGAUACUAGAAACGAUCCUCGCGCAACCAUCCGUGAAAGGCAUAAUCUGGGCCGGACUACCCGGUCAAGAAAGCGGGAAUGCCCUAACGGACAUCCUAUUCGGAACGACCUCGCCGAGCGGCAAAUUGCCCUACACAAUUGCCAGACAGCGCGCGGAUUACGGCGCGGGAUGGAUUAAUGCGCAGAGUGACCCCUUUUCCGAGGGCAUCUUUGUUGACUAUCGCCAUUUCGAUGAGCAGGGUGUUGAGCCGCGGUUUGAAUUUGGUUAUGGGCUCUCGUAUACGCGGUUCAAUUAUACUGGGCUUUCGGUUAGUGUAUACACAACUCCGGGACCUGCGGUUGGAUCUGUUGUUUCUGGUGGACCUGUGGAGCUUUUUGAGUCUGUCGGUACGGUUACGGUUCAACUUGUGAAUUGUGGUUUGGUUGAAGGUGCGGAAGUAGCGCAGCUUUAUAUUGGGUUGCCGGAUUCUGCGCCCCCGAGCCCACCGAAGCAACUGCGUGGGUUUGAGAAGGUGAAAUUCCAACCUGGUCAAGCUGGUACGGCUAGAUUCGAAUUGACGCGACGGGAUCUAAGUUACUGGGAUACACUGACGCAGAAGUGGGUUGUUCCUAGUGGGACAUUCAAGGUCUACGUGGGGGCGUCUAGUCGAGAUAUUCGCCAACAAGCGUCAUUUCUUGUUGGAAAUUAG